Messenger RNA from Aspergillus ruber CBS 135680, 2274 nucleotides. RefSeq names its product YdiU domain protein. The record is from RefSeq and is a predicted model, not a curated record. The transcript has 6 exons. Lineage: Eukaryota; Fungi; Ascomycota; Eurotiomycetes; Eurotiales; Aspergillaceae. Bases 223 to 2136 code for a protein of 637 amino acids.
CUAUAAUUGAUUGUUUUAUACUUGCAAUUGGAUUAAAAUUCAGCCAGUUUUGCCUCGCUUAAUGUCAUUAUUAUGAUAUAGCAUCCGAAGCAAUUGUCGAGAAUAUUACGUCAUUGCCUGGGGUCGCUUCUUAUAUAUCACCGAAUCUAACUCAUUCGCUAAAGAUCAAGACGACAAUACUUUUUCUUCGUCUUUCGAUUAUUAAUUCUGUUAUUAUUAUAUAUGUCUCCGUGGAACAUUAUUCGUCACUCGUGGGUCUUCCGGAAUCGCCUUUGUCGUAUGGCUUCUCAAUUCUCCAGUAAAUCAGCGGGGGUAUCCCUCGCUGACCUUCCAAAAUCGAGCGUGUUCACCUCCAGGCUACCCCCGGACCCUGCAUUUGAGACCCCCGCUUCAUCUCACAGCGCGCCUCGACAAACCCUUGGGCCGCGCUUGGUUAGAGGUGCCCUAUAUACCUUUGUUCGUCCCGAGCCAACGGAAGAGCCGGAAUUGCUGGGAAUCAGUCCUAGAGCUAUGGAGGACCUUGGACUGCAAUCAGGUGAAGAGCAGACCGUGGAGUAUAGGGCGUUGGUUUCUGGUAACAAGUUCUAUUGGGACGAAGAGAACGGGGGCAUUUACCCUUGGGCGCAGUGCUAUGGAGGCUGGCAAUUCGGUGUUUGGGCAGGUCAACUCGGAGACGGGCGUGCGAUAAGCCUUUUUGAGAGCAUCAACCCCGAAACAAAAAACCGUUAUGAGUUGCAAUUGAAAGGUGCUGGUAGAACGCCCUACUCACGCUUUGCUGAUGGACAGGCUGUGCUUCGGUCAAGUAUCCGUGAAUAUAUCGUAUCAGAAGCGCUUAAUUCUCUCGGCAUACCUACUACCCGCGCCCUCUCUCUUGUCUUGUUACCAAAGUCGAAGGUCCUUCGAGAACGCAUUGAACCGGGGGCUAUUGUUGCUCGGUUUGCUGAAUCCUGGCUGAGAAUCGGGACCUUUGACCUUCUUCAUGCUAGAGGAGAUCGUGAUACAAUCCGAAAAGUUGCAACCUUUCUUGCUGAAGAUGUCUUCCAAGGAUGGGAAUCUCUCCCGGCAGCCGUGCCACUUGGAAAAGACCAAUCCUCGGCAGCUGUGGAUAACCCAAGCAGAGGCGUUUCCCGUGAUGAAAUCCAGGAACACGAAGGGGUGGAGGAAAACAGAUUCACACGACUAUACCGAGAGAUUGUUCGACGGAACGCGAAAACAGUGGCUGCUUGGCAAGCUUAUGGGUUCAUGAAUGGUGUGCUGAACACCGAUAAUACGUCGCUAUAUGGUCUCUCGAUCGACUAUGGUCCGUUCGCUUUCAUGGAUAACUUUGAUCCUCAAUAUACACCAAACCACGAUGAUCACCUUUUGAGAUACUGUUACAAAAACCAGCCCAGUAUCAUAUGGUGGAACUUGGUUCGGCUCGGAGAGUGUUUGGGUGAACUUCUGGGCGCAGGUCGUAACGUUGAUGAAGAGGAUUUUGUCAAAGAGGGAUUGACUGAGGAAUCUGCAGAGGCUGCUGUUAAGCAUGCCGAGAAACUCAUUGAACGAACAGGGGAAGAGUUUCGCACGGUCUUUUUGGAUGAAUACAAGAACUUGAUGGGCAGAAGACUGGGACUGAAGACCCAGAAAAAAUCAGAUUUCCAAGAUCUUUUUUCCGAGAUGCUAGAUACCCUGGAGGCGCUCGAACUCGACUUCAACCACUUCUUCAGGCGACUCUCCAAGCUGCCACUUGCCGAGACAGAGACCGAGGAAGGUCGGAAAGCAGUGGCGCCGAUUUUCUUCCACACCGAAGGUUUUGGGGGCAUUGGGUACACCGAGGAUUCUGCCAAGGACCGCAUUGCAAAGUGGCUUAACAGCUGGAGGUCGCGGAUUCUGGAAGACUGGGGCACCGAUCAUGAUGCGGAAAGACAGAGCGCCAUGGAAGCAGCUAAUCCAAAUUUUAUUCCUCGUGGAUGGAUCCUUGACGAAGUGAUUGAGCGUGUUGAACGUAAGGGAGACCGGGAAAUCUUGGGACGAGUCAUGCAAAUGGCAUUGAACCCCUUCAAAGAUGAGUGGGGUCUGGACAAGGACGAGGAGGAACGGUUCUGUGGUGAUGUGCCUCGAUUCAAGAGAGCGAUGAUGUGUAGCUGUAGCUCAUGAGAUUAUGCCUACGCACAAUGCUGAUAUUGUAGAUAUUGGUUGUAUGUACAAACUGAAGUACAUAUUUGUCUACAUUAGGGCUUUAAGUAAUCUGCCAGAAUAACCCAGUUUAGAAUACACAUGUUAAAAGCAUACGCA